UCUUGUGCAGGAGGAAGCACCGAGCAAGGUGUUUGGUGUUUCCUUGUCACAUCUGAGGAAGACCGGACAGAUGAGACAGGGGCUUCCUCUGGCCUUCACACACCUGGUGGGCUUCCUCGAGAAGCAUGUGUUCAGACUUAGCAAACGUCACAAGGCAGUGAAGAAAAUACUGGAUACCAUUCCAGAGGAAAAUUACAACAUCCUCUGCUUUCUAACGUUCUUCCUGUCCCGAGUGGCUGCCGAGAGUCAUGCCAACCGCAUGACCACCACCAACCUGUCCAUAGAAUUUGGGCCGAUCCUCUUUCAUGUUCCUCAAGGCCCCACAAAGCUUGAGGAAGAGGAGAUGUGUAUCAGCUUCACAGAGUACAUGCUGGACAACCUCAGGCAUCUACUGCCCAAUAUGUACCCUCAAGCAUCUGCCACCAACAUGGCAGUUUUUGAAUUCAGAAUGGUGUUCAGCUGA
Danio rerio (zebrafish) is the source of this 463-nucleotide messenger RNA. The record is from RefSeq and is a predicted model, not a curated record. NCBI's taxonomy places the organism in Eukaryota, Metazoa, Chordata, Actinopteri, Cypriniformes, Danionidae.